UGGAACAUUCUCUCUCCCCCGCAGGAGAGUGCCUCGCGCCAGGAGGCCAAGUUGGCAGAAGAAUGCGAACUGCUCGUGAGCGUCAUCCAGCAGCGCCGCCAGGCCAUCAGCACCAAGAUACAGGAGGGCAAGGCCGUGCGCUUGCGGCGUCUGUCCCAGCUCGUCUCGCACCUCAAACAGAGCCUGGAGAGCUCAGCGUCCCUCGCAGCCCAGGCCGAGCGCACGCUGCGAGAGACCGACCCCGCCCUCUUCCUGCAGACAGCACGCGAGCUGGCCGAGCGUGUCUCCACAGCAACUGCAUCAUCCCCGGUGCUGCUGCCCACUGGCCCCGCCCCUGACGCCUUCGACACACUCGCCCUCGACUUCUCACGGGAGAAGGAGCUGCUGGCGGCACUGGACGUACUCACAGUGCCUGCCCCACCCCGCCUUCGCCCUGAGCUCUGCACAGCAUCCCACGAUGCAGUGACGCUGCACUGGUCCUGCGACGACGCCGCCCAUGUCGCAUCCUAUGAGCUGCGCUAUGGCCUUGCAGAGCCAGGGGCUGGGGGCCCCGCCCCUGACGCCUGGCUGCUGGUCCCCGACGUCCGUCAGACCCACUUCACCGUUCACGGGCUGCAGGCCGGCAGCCGCUACGCCUUCCGCGUGCGUGCGCUCAACCCAGCCGGCGGGCGUGACGGAGAGACGGCCCGGCUACGCACACACAGCCAGCCCUUCAAGCUCGACCCUGAGUCAGCGCACAAGAAGCUGCGCGUGUCACGUGACCAGCUGACAGUGGAGCCAGUGUCGUCGUUGUCUUGGCGAGGUCACAAUCCCCAGUGGGCGGCACCCAGUGUGGCCGGAAACGUCGUCUUGGACAGCGGGCGGCACUACUGGGAGGUCCUGCUGAGCGCGGGUGCCUGGUGAGCCACUUCCUGUGGGGGAAUGGGAACUGCCU
Molecule: messenger RNA, 934 nt
Organism: Ochotona curzoniae (black-lipped pika)
Lineage: Eukaryota; Metazoa; Chordata; Mammalia; Lagomorpha; Ochotonidae
Product: E3 ubiquitin-protein ligase Midline-1-like
Exons: 6
Molecular function (GO): protein binding
Source: RefSeq, a predicted model, not a curated record